Messenger RNA from Aplysia californica (California sea hare), 1668 nucleotides. Its product is annotated as F-box/WD repeat-containing protein 1A. Gene Ontology annotation, molecular function: protein dimerization activity. The transcript has 9 exons. Bases 121 to 1608 code for a protein of 495 amino acids. Lineage: Eukaryota; Metazoa; Mollusca; Gastropoda; Aplysiida; Aplysiidae. The record is from RefSeq and is a predicted model, not a curated record.
AUUUCAUGACGUCACACAUUUUCUGUCUCUGAGAAAAAAGGAAGAACAUCAAGGGUGGAAACCGAUUUUCUAGACGCUGUUUGGGCCUGCCCUUCCACCCAUAUUGUCUCUAUGUAAAUAAUGUCCGAUUUAUCAGACUCUGGAGUUCAAGAGACCAAUAUGGAAACCUGUAGUUUACCAGAUGAUACUGACAGAAAGAUUGACACGACACAACUGCCUCCGUCCAUUGUGAACAAAGAGCUGAUGGAGUCAGAGGAGUUCCUGCGUGACCGCGACGCCUGCACCAAAUACUUCAACAAGUGGUGCGAGGGACAGCAAGUGCUCUUUGUGGAACAUUUACUUUCACUCAUGUGCCAUUAUCAGCACGGCCAGAUCAAUGCCUUCCUCAAGCCCAUGCUACAGAGAGACUUUAUCUCAGCCCUACCAGGAAGUACAGAACAUAACCCGAAUUUGCCAUCACAGUUCAGUGACAUGAGGAACAGUGACAUGAGGAACAGUGACAUGAGGAACAGUGACAUGAGGAACAGUGACAUGAGGAACAGUGAUAUGAGGAACAGUUCAUUCAGUGACAUGAGGAACAGUGACAUGAGGAACGGUGACAUGAGGAACAGUGACAUGGGGAACAGUGACAUGGGGAACAGUGACACAGGGAACAGUGACAUGAGGAACAGUGACAUGAGGAACAGUGACAUGAGGAACAGUGGCAUGGGGAACAGUGACAUGAGGAACAGUUACAUGAGGAACAGUUCAUGGGACAUCCACUAUUUUGACGUGUGUGUUAUGUGUGUUGUGUGCUGGGUGUGGGACAUCCACUAUUUUGACGUGUGUGUUAUGUGUGUUGUGUGCUGGGUGUGGGACAUCCACUAUUUUGACGUGUGUGUUAUGUGUGUUGUGUGCAGGGUGUGGGACAUCCACAGUGGGGAGAUGAUGAACACAUUGAUCCACCACUGUGAGGCCGUGCUACAUCUGCGCUUCUGUGAUGGCAUCAUGGUCACAUGCUCAAAGGUAAGUGUUGUUGUGUGUCUUUGUGUUGUUGUGUGUUGUGGUGUGUCUUUGUGUUGUUGUCAAACAAUUUGUGUGUGUGUCAUGUAUGUGUCAUUUGUGUGUUUUCUCAGGUGUGGAACACGUCUACCUGUGAGUUUGUGUGUGUGUCAUGCAUGUGUCUCUUGUGUGUUUUCUCAGGUGUGGAACACGUCUACCUGUGAGUUUGUGCGCACGCUGAACGGACACAAGCGCGGCAUUGCCUGCCUACAGUACCGGGAGAGACUGGUGGUCAGUGGCAGCUCGGACAACACUAUCAGAGGUCCGUCGUUGAGAGCACAAUGUCCAUACCAUACGACAAACGACGUCCACAUCACAGGCACUAACUCUAACAUUGUCUGUGGAACACUCUGGCCGUGUAUCUCGCCUCCACUAACCCCCCCUCUCCCCCUCUCUCCCCCCCAGGAACACUCUGGCCGUGUAUUUCGCCUCCAGUUUGACGAGUUCCAGAUAGUGAGCAGCUCCCACGACGACACCAUCCUUGUCUUUGACUUCCUCAACGUGCCCGUGCCAGAGUCGCAGAGUCAGCACUCACCCUCGCGGGGGUACACCUACGUCACUAAGUGAUGGGCUCACUCAGACAUGCACACUCACUCAGACAUGCACACUCACUCACACUCACACACA